This is a messenger RNA of Emiliania huxleyi CCMP1516, 519 nucleotides long. RefSeq lists its product as hypothetical. Gene Ontology annotation, biological process: regulation of DNA-templated transcription. Lineage: Eukaryota; Haptophyta; Isochrysidales; Noelaerhabdaceae. The record is from RefSeq and is a predicted model, not a curated record. Bases 1 to 519 code for a protein of 172 amino acids. Gene Ontology annotation, molecular function: zinc ion binding; DNA-binding transcription factor activity, RNA polymerase II-specific. The transcript is spliced from 2 exons.
AUGCUCUACCACGGCGCCACGCUCCUGCGCGAUCACAUCAACACCCCGGACGCGGGGCUCUACGUCGCCUUCCAGAUCCUAUCCAAGAUGGUAACCAUCAACCAUCUCCGCGAGGGCGGUAAGGAGCGGACCAAGUCGGAGAUGCUCGACAUGGUUCGUGUGUGCGCAUUGCAGAUUCCAUGUGAGUCCGACCAGCCGCCGGUCAAGACGGCAUGCACGAACUGCCGCCGUGCCAAGGUGAAGUGCAUCUUUGAGUCCGGUGUUGCUUGCACGCGUUGCUCGCGCCUUAACCUCGAGUGCUUACCACAUGUGCCGACGAAGCGAAAACGGCUCUGCCCGGCUGAGCGAGCCGCCGCCAGUGGUGGGCAGAGCCCCGAAUGUGCAAGCUCGAAGCGGCCAUUCCUGGGCAAUCGCGACGGCCCAGCGAUGUCGCUGGAUCGAUCGCAGUUGCAGCAGAACGAUAUGCGCGCGGCGCUCGAGGCUCUCGCAAAGGGCGACGCGCAACGGCACGCAGCAUGA